Molecule: messenger RNA, 1183 nt
Organism: Macroventuria anomochaeta
Lineage: Eukaryota; Fungi; Ascomycota; Dothideomycetes; Pleosporales; Didymellaceae
Product: PEBP-like protein
Exons: 4
Coding region: 223-900 (225 amino acids)
Source: RefSeq, a predicted model, not a curated record
CAUUUGCACGUCAUGGAGCGCUCCACACCUUCCAACGGCCGCAUAUCGAUGCCGUUCGAGGCGACGACAACAGGCCAUUCUUUCCAAAGAGGAACAGAUGAUGCGUCUAUAUGAACAUCACCUGUUCUUAAGCUGGACACACUUCAGCUAUAUAUCGCCUUAGGCAAACCCGCGACUCCAAUACACAUAUACCAUCAACACAAACAAGCUAUCAUCAUCAACAUGUCGACUACUCAAAACAGUGCACUCUUCUCGGAGCACAAGGUCACUCCAGACGUCUUGUCCAGCGAUGCUGACUUGUCCUACACGUUGACAGUGUCGUGGCCAGAGACGAAGUUGGAUAGGCCUGCGGAGGAGCUCGACCGCAAUCAGACACAACCUCAGCCAAAGUUGUCGCUGAGCCCUCCGCCCUCCAAGCCAUUGAAGAACCUCGUGCUCGUUAUGACCGAUCCAGACCUCAUGAUGAAUGACGACACAUACUUCGGUCAGGUGCGCCACUGGCUUGUCAGCAACGUCUCGACAGACUCAGAUGGCUCUCUGAAUAUCGCCCAAGGAAAGGAGAUCUCGUCAUACCUCGGUCCAGCGCCCUUGCCAAACUAUCUCUACUCUCGUCCUCACCGUUAUGUCUUCAUUGUAGCCAGUGGAUCUGGUCAGGUUGAUAUUACACCAGAAGACCUACAGGAGCUGCAGCAGCCGUAUGUGGCUGCUAUCUCAGGGAAGCAGGGCGAAGUUCAGGAUCUUAAGGACCGUUGGGGCUUCAAUGCGCAGAACCUGAUUGAGAAGAAGGGACUCAAGGUGGAGGCUGUGAAUUUCAUGCGUGUGCAUGGCACUCUUGGCAGCGCGGCUACGAAUGCAGGGUUGAUGGGUCAGGCCGCGAUCAAUAAGAUACUCGGAAAGUAAACAGCAAAGACCAAAGGGAAGUUCUUAAAAGCCCGAACGAGGACAUCAUCGGGGUCAUUGCUCGGUGAUAGAGUGAGGGUGGUGUCAGCCAGCUGAGCGGGGUAUGCACUGGGCCACAUUGAACGCAGCCUCGUUAACUUCGACGAUCAUCUUCUAUGUCACGCCCCUUGUUCCCGUCAACCAUCAGUCUUUCUUAUUUCUAGGCGAGGAUGUGACGAGUCAACACCCAUUAACUUGUGUUCCUUUCUCAUAGAUCUCUGCGAGUAACUACGUGCUGCGCCAU